This is a messenger RNA of Aspergillus ruber CBS 135680, 1659 nucleotides long. RefSeq lists its product as uncharacterized. The coding region runs from base 1 to 1659 and encodes 552 amino acids. The transcript has 3 exons. NCBI's taxonomy places the organism in Eukaryota, Fungi, Ascomycota, Eurotiomycetes, Eurotiales, Aspergillaceae. The record is from RefSeq and is a predicted model, not a curated record.
AUGCCCAAGAAAGGUGGAAAAAACAAGGCCAAGUCCAAGGCCAAGGCUGCCGCAGCGGCUGCCCCCAAGAACGUCGCCACUGAUGUCAAAGAGACCUUAACCCCCGGUCACCAGGUCGAAGAGAAUGUCGCAAAGGCCGAAGGCGAAGUUGAGAAGACAACCGAGGCCAAGGACGCGCCUGCUUCCGCGACGGCUGAUUCAACCGCCACCAUUGCUCCCGAUACCACUUCGAAGAUUCCUACGGCCGCGCCUGAGUCCGCGGGGGCUGAACCGGUGAAGGAGGCUGAAAAGACCGUGUCGGAACCCGCGCCGGAGCCCAUUGCGGAGCCCAUUGCAGAGCCCAUUGCAGAGCCCAUUGCAGAGCCCAUUGCAGAGCCCGAGCCGGAGAUCGCAGAGGUUGUCAAGAAAGACAGUGUGCAGGAGGCUGUUGAAAAGGUGCAGGCUUCCAAGGAGGGUCAUAUUGCGACUCUCGAUGGUGGGGAACAGGAGGGUGCAGUUGUCCUGCCUGAAGCGACUGCCAAGGAGUCGACAUUGAUCUCUGCCCCUGAGACCGUUACCAAACCCACCGAGACAAUAGAGACACCAUCCGCCCCGGUGGCCGAGGAGACAGCUCCAGUUACAACGCUUCCUGAACGCCCUAGAGAAACCACCCAGCCACCCGCUGAUAAUGCCGAGGCGAUCCACACCAAGCGCCCCUACGAGACCCCUUUAUUCUUCAAGGAGGAGCAGAAACCUCCCAAAAUGCCCAAAGUGGAGGGUGAACCGGCUGAUGCUGAGCCUGAGGCUGAGCCUGCUGGCCAGGUCGUUUCAGGCCUCAAUUCGGACGAGACCAAGGACUUGCACAAGGAGUCUAAGGAUAUUGCUACAGGUGGCAAGGAAGUGGCCGAUGUGAACGCUACCAAGGAGGCUCCAGCUGCGGCCGUGGCCGCGGCCCCCGCUGUCGUUGCCCCUGCUGCUGCGCCGGUCGAUGCUGAACCCGCUGCAGCAGUUGCUACAGAGACCAGGGCUGCUGAAGCCCCUGCGACGGAAGCAGUUCCCCCUCAGCCUGAAAAGGUGGCGGAACCAGAGAUUGCUGCUGCGCCGGUCGACUCUGAGCCCGCUGCUGCGGCUGCUACAGAGACCAGGGUUGCUGAAGCCCCUGCGACGGAAGCAGUUCCCGCUCAACCUGAAAAGGUGGCAGAGCCAGAGAUUGCUGCUCCUGCUGCUGUCGCUCCCGCUACCACUGCUCCGGCUGCUGAGCCUGCUGCGGCCCCUGUCACCGCCGCUCCUGAGGUCGCUAAGGAGAAGGCCGCUGAGGCGCCUAAGGAGGUUGUGCCGGAGACCAAGCCGGAAACCAAGCCGGAGCCUAAACCCGAAGCUCAUCCCGAACCUACUAAGCCCGAAGCCGCCGCCGGUGCCGCCGCACCCGGAAUAGCAGCACCCGCCGACAAAGCCGCCACAGCCGACCAACAAGCCGCUCAAGCACCCGAAUCCGUCAUCAAAAAGCCCGAACAGGCCAAGAUGGCCGCUGGCAAGGCGGAGCAAUCUGCACGCGACAACCUCGCCAAGGUCGAACAAGAAGGCAAGGAUAAGGUCGAACAGGUGAAGGCCGAGAAAGCCGAAAAGCGCAAGAGCGGGUUCUUCGGCUGGUUAAAGAAGAAGGUCAAGGGUGAUAAAUAA